Messenger RNA from Eucalyptus grandis, 1344 nucleotides. RefSeq names its product transcription factor MYC2. Gene Ontology annotation, cellular component: nucleus. The record is from RefSeq and is a predicted model, not a curated record. The coding region runs from base 1 to 1344 and encodes 447 amino acids. The transcript has a single exon. NCBI's taxonomy places the organism in Eukaryota, Viridiplantae, Streptophyta, Magnoliopsida, Myrtales, Myrtaceae. Gene Ontology annotation, biological process: regulation of DNA-templated transcription. Gene Ontology annotation, molecular function: DNA-binding transcription factor activity; transcription cis-regulatory region binding; protein dimerization activity.
AUGGAAGAACUCACAUCUUGUGCUUCCUCCUCCUCAGUUGUCCCUCUUCAUCAUGAAACCUCACCCCCUCUCCAGCAGCUCGUCCACUUGAUCCUCCAAGCCCGACCUGAGGACUGGGUUUACUCCAUCUUUUGGCAGCCCUCAAGAGACGACCACGGCCGUCUUGUCCUCACUUGGGGCUAUGGCCAUUUCCGAGGAACUACAAGGGAACCAUUUGCAUCCAAGCCCACCACAAAUAGGGUACUCAAAGAAGCCCAGUGUCCGGAUGGUCAGUUCGCUCACAGCAGCGACAUCAGCGACCCUGAGUGGUACUAUAUCUUCUCCGUCAUGAGGUCAUAUUCCUCGGAAGACGGCAUUCUAGGAAGAGCAUUUCGCUCAGGUGGUCACAUCUGGUUGAGUGGUGAAAACCACCAUGAGCUGGAGAUGUGUGAGUGUGAUGAGAGGGUCAAAGAAGCAAGAAUGCACGGAAUCCAAAGCAUAGUGUGCAUAUCAAUUGCUGAUGGUUCUGGGGUUCUUGAAUUGGGCUCCUCAGAGAUCAUCCAAGAAGAUUGGAGCUUAGUCCUUUUAGCCAAGACCCUCUUCCCGGCUCAUUUCUCGAGCCCUCUAAUCAAUUCUCGUGUGGAGAACCCAUCCGACGAUGCCAAAGAAGAACCGGCACUUGUCGGUGCCAGCAAGGGCCCAUAUGCUAAACCUGUCCAACGCCAUAACAUAUCUGAGAAGAGCGGUAGGAAGAAAACAGUGGACGAAGACGAUAAAGAAUCAUCAUCAUCCCUACGGCUGUCUGGUCCGAGGAGAAACGUGGAGGCAGAGCGGCAGCGGAGGAACAAGAUGAACCAGCAGUUCUAUGCACUCCGCUCCGUUGUCCCCAAUAUAUCAAGAAUGGACAAGGCGUCCCUCCUCGCCGAUGCCGUGGACUACAUCAAGGAACUCCAGUCCCGUUUUGCCACAUUGGAGUCCAAGCUUGUUAAGUCCGAGCCGUCAUCUCCGAAGCGCCUCAAAAGUAAUAAGACUGUUUCCUACUUCAAUGACAUGAGUAAGAUAACAUCGCUUUCAAGCAAGAAUAGCUCGACGGCUUUGGCUGUCCCGGGCCGGAGAGAGAUGGCGGUGGACGUGAAGAUGGUGAAUCAGGAGGCGGUGAUCCGGGUGUGGAGCCCGAAUCUGGACCACCCCUGCGCGAGGUUGAUGGACAUGCUCAAGGAAUUGGAGUUUAAGGUCCAGGACGCGAACAUGUCUUGCAUGAAGGGGAUGAUGCUUCAGGAAGUGGUGAUUAGGACUCCGGUCGACCGCUGGGUCAGCGACAAGUCCAUCAGAGAUGCCAUUCGGAGUAAGCUAGGCAAGGAGUGA